This is a messenger RNA of Anopheles moucheti, 2321 nucleotides long. It is a transcript of the gene GLS, whose product is annotated as glutaminase kidney isoform, mitochondrial. Gene Ontology annotation, molecular function: glutaminase activity; protein binding. The transcript has 3 exons. The record is from RefSeq and is a predicted model, not a curated record. Bases 219 to 2057 code for a protein of 612 amino acids. Gene Ontology annotation, biological process: L-glutamine catabolic process. Lineage: Eukaryota; Metazoa; Arthropoda; Insecta; Diptera; Culicidae.
ACGUUCGCUUAUAUAUUUAUCACACCUACACUGAUCGAAUAUUUCGAACAAAUAAAAAGCCCUGCGCAACGGUCGAAGUUUUGAUACUUAACGAUCGCUAUCAUUCGCGAAUGGUUGUGUUUGAUCGAAAGUGGCGGAGUUGUGCUUGCGUUGUGAAGUCGUUGUGCUAUCGUUGAGUGGAUAAGUAUUUUAACGGAGGAAAAUAAGUGCAACACAGUAUGGAGAAUCUCAUGCAGGACGAUGAUGCGGACCAGCAAACGCUGUGCGAACAAACGUUUCAAAAGUUAAAUCGCACGAAAAGCAAUGAUGUUACUCCCCAGCAACGUGAAGCAUUCGUGAAGUUGCUGGCUAAUUUCGUGAGACAACGCGAUUCCGACAAGAAACACUCCGAGGACCAACUGUUCCAAAUGUUUAAGAACAAGGAAACGAACACAGUUAAUAUGGGAAAAUUCCUGGCGGAAUUGCGAACGAUCGGCAUUCGAAGAACGGAUCCUCGCAUUCAGGAGAUGAUGGAAAAUCUGAAGCGUGUCCACAAGCUCAAUAACUACGAGCACGGAUCACCCCACACCCAGCAUUUGAAUGAGGAAACCUUCAAGGCCGUAAUCGCGCCAAACAUUGUGCUGAUCGCUCGUGCCUUCCGUCAUCAGUUUGUCAUUCCGGAUUUUCAGGGAUGCACCAAAGACAUUGAGGAGAUCUACUGGAAGUGCAAGAGCAACGCGGAUGGUAAGGUAGCCAACUACAUCCCUCAGCUCUCGCGUGUUAAUCCGGACUACUGGGGCGUUAGCGUGUGUACGAUCGAUGGUCAAAGGUUUUCGAUCGGUGACACGUCGGUGCCCUUCACACUGCAGAGCUGCAGCAAACCUCUCACGUAUGCGAUCGCACUCGAAAAACUGGGCGCCCAGGUGGUGCAUCAGUACAUCGGCCAGGAACCGAGUGGACGCAACUUUAACGAGCUAGUGCUGGACUACGAGAAGAAGCCGCACAAUCCGAUGAUUAACGCGGGUGCAAUUUUGACCUGCUCACUGCUGAAGACACUCGUCCAUCCGGAGAUGACGUUGGCGGAGAAGUUUGACUACGCGCAGACCUGGUUUAGUCGCAUGGCGGGUAAUGAACCGCUCGGGUUCAACAAUGCCGUGUUCCUGUCGGAACGUGAGGCUGCCGAUCGGAACUAUGCGCUUGGCUUUUACAUGCGCGAGCACAAGUGCUACCCAGAGAAGGCGAACCUGCGCGAAUGUAUGGAUUUCUACUUUCAGAUCUGCUCGAUGGAGGCCACCUGCGAUACGCUCUCGGUUGUGGCGGCCACUCUCGCCAACGGCGGUAUCUGUCCGCUGACGGAGGAGCGCGUUCUGCAGUCGGAAAAUGUCCGUGACGUCCUGUCGCUGAUGCACUCCUGCGGUAUGUACGACUUUAGUGGUCAGUUUGCGUUUAAAGUGGGACUGCCGGCAAAAUCGGGUGUAUCGGGCGGCGUAAUGCUGGUCAUUCCGAACGUAAUGGGUAUGUUCAUGUGGUCACCACCGCUUGAUCCACUCGGUAACAGCUGCCGCGGAGUACAGUUCUGUAAGGAGCUAGUGGACGUGUUCAACUUCCACCUGUACGAUAACAUCAAGCACGGUUCGAACAAGAAGGACCCUCGACGCCAUCGGUACGAAACAAAGGGUCUGUCGGUGGUGAAUCUGCUGUUUUCCGCUGCAAUCGGUGAUGUUACUGCUCUGCGCCGUCAUAAACUGUCCGGGAUGGACAUUACGCUCUCCGACUAUGACGGUCGAACGGCACUACAUCUGGCCAGUGCUGAAGGACACUUUGAGUGUGUUCGGUUCCUACUCGAGCACUGCGGUGUUCCGCAUGAUCCGAAAGAUCGCUGGGGCAAUCGACCGAUUGAUGAGGCGGAAACGUUCGGCCAUGACGAUGUGGUAACGCUGCUGCGACAGUGGGAAGAGAAGGUGCAGAAGGCUCAAACGUGUGACGCUAGCGAAACGGGCUACAACUCCGACCAGGAUAGCGAUGCCUCCAGUGGGAAAGGACCCAAAGCAUCGAAAGGGUCAGAAAUUUUACCCUGAGCUGUGUGAAGAGUUACUAAAAAAUACGACAAUAAUUAUGAUGCUAUCAUUGCGAACAGUGAAUCAUCUGCCUCAUUCUACGUUAUUUUAAUCAAAUCGAUAGUCAACUAGAUAUUAGGCAUUCAUGUACUCGUGUUUCAUCACAUAUUACCACUGUGUGUGUAUGUGUACCUAUAUCGUACGCCAUUGUAACUAGUGCAUGUCAAUUAUAUUCUAUCGCUAUCGUACACAUCCAGAACUCAUACCACAUACAACUAGCGAAAA